UUGAGACCCAACCAUGACCUGGAGCGUCUCGGCGCGGGGCGCGCACCAGCCGGACAACACAGCCUUCACGCAGCAGCGCCUCCCGGCCUGGCAGCCCCUGCUCUCGGCCGGCAUCACGCUGCCGCUCUUCUUCUGCGCCGGCCUGGCUUUCAUCGGCUUGGGCCUGGGCCUCUUCUACUCCUCCAACGGCAUCAAGGAGCUGGAGCACGACUACACCGGCAACCCCGGCACCGGCAACUGCUCGCUGUGCGCCGCCGAAGGCCAGGGCCGCGCGCCGCCGCCCAACUGCUCGUGCGCCUGGUACUUCUCGCUGCCCGAGCUCUUCCCGGGCCCCGUCUACCUCUACUACGAGCUGUCCAACUUCUACCAGAACAACCGGCGCUACGGCGUGUCCCGCGACGACGCGCAGCUCAGCGGCCUGGCCAGCGCGCUGCGCCACCCGGCCAACGAGUGCGCCCCCUACCAGUUCAGCGCCACCGGGCUGCCCAUCGCGCCCUGCGGCGCCAUCGCCAACAGCCUCUUCAACGACUCCUUCUCGCUGUGGUACCAGCGCCAGUCCGGGGGACCCUACGUCGAGGUGCCUCUCGACCGCACCGCCAUCGCCUGGUGGACCGACUACCACGUCAAGUUCCGCAACCCGCCGCUGGUGAACGGCAGCCUGGCGCUGGCCUUCCGCGGCACGGCGCCACCGCCCAACUGGCACCGGCCGGUUUACGAGCUCAGUCCCGAUCCCAACAACACCGGCUUCAUCAACCAGGACUUCGUGGUGUGGAUGCGCACGGCGGCGCUGCCCACGUUCCGCAAGCUCUAUGCGCGCAUCCGUCAGGGCAACUACUCGGCCGGCCUGCCCCGGGGUGCCUACCGUGUCAACAUCACCUACAACUACCCGGUGCGUGCCUUCGGCGGCCACAAGCUCAUCAUCUUUAGCAACAUCUCAUGGAUGGGUGGGAAGAACCCUUUCCUGGGCAUCGCCUACCUGGUUGUCGGCUCCCUCUGCAUCCUCAUGGGCUUUGUCAUGCUGGUCGUCUACAUUCGCUACCAGGACCAGGACGACGAUGACAAUGAUGCUGAGUGAUGCUGCUUCCCAAAGACCCUUUCCUGCUUCUCCGCCAAGCCGCUUUUAGCCGUGGCCCUUCGCUCCUUAACACGACUUCAAGCUCACCGAUCUCCUCUUAUGGAAAGGGCCUGGAGAAAGGAAUCACCCGCUUCCUCUUAGAGAUACGACACUGUUCUCGGGUUUGGGACUGUAAAAUGCCAGAUCUUGCGGGGAUUUCUCCCCAUCUCCUCUCUGGCUUACGGAGUUGACAUGUCAGGU
Molecule: messenger RNA, 1315 nt
Organism: Onychomys torridus (southern grasshopper mouse)
Lineage: Eukaryota; Metazoa; Chordata; Mammalia; Rodentia; Cricetidae
Gene: Cdc50b
Product: transmembrane protein 30B
Exons: 1
Coding region: 14-1075 (353 amino acids)
Biological process (GO): phospholipid translocation
Cellular component (GO): plasma membrane; endoplasmic reticulum; Golgi apparatus
Source: RefSeq, a predicted model, not a curated record